AGCUGUUUGAGUGCCCCGAGACCGAUUGCGGCGAGGAGUUCGACGAUUUUUCUUCCCUCCAGAAACACAUUUGUAGCAGCCACCUUCCGCUACCUCGGCCUCAUGUCGUGGAUGCAGGGCCUGCCAGACUUCAGCGAAAAGGACGACACCGAGCUCCGCGCACGGAGAGGAGGUCGCAAGGGAUCCGCGGGCAAGGCAGGCAGCUCCAGAGGCGAGGGCUCGAACGAGCACACGCCGAAGAGGAAGGACACCAAGAGAGGGGACCUGAGCGAGCUCGACUAUGGCGAGACGGACGUGACCAAGAGGCGGUCGCUGCGGAGCUUGGCCUAGCGACAGCGACAGAUCGAGAUUAUCGGGCUGAAUACAUUCAUCAUCAUCAUGUCGUUAGGACUGCAGAUGGCAGCGAAGGCGAAAAAGGACGAGUAUGCGCUUGGAUACGCGGCGCAGAAAACAGCAGGGCCUACUAAAACAAGCAGCAGAGCGACGAGAAUAUCAGGCUGACGGGCACGAGCUCGGUGGCGUGCUACGCGGGCGUGGUCGGGGGCUGAUGGCCGAGGGCAGCGCGGUGAGGCGCGCGAGCCAGCAGAAUCCCGAGACCAUGGCAGGCGAGGUGGCCCCGCUGGCGAAGGGCACUGUCUGCUACGAGGAAGGGCAGGUGAAGCUUGUACUGGCGCCAGGCGGCGGGCUGACCGUGGCAUCCGUGCUGAACUCGCUGAUCCAGGACCAGAUGGGCAUUGUGCUGCUGAACGCGCGCAUACACGGUAAUGACCGGAAGCGUGUGAAGCCGAUCCCCGCCGCGUUGUUGGCGGAGCUGCAAAGCACCUUCUUGCCCGUCUACCAU
Molecule: messenger RNA, 841 nt
Organism: Prorocentrum cordatum
Lineage: Eukaryota; Dinophyceae; Prorocentrales; Prorocentraceae
Source: the annotation of a GenBank genome assembly